CCACUUUCAAAAUGUUUUUGUAAAUCAAAUUCGUCCUUUGUUGUUACAAUACUAACCCGGGGACAUAUUCCCCAGUGUGAUCCAUAUCGUCUCUGCCUCGGUUUGGCGAUCGAUCGCGAGGAACCCAAUGUCGCCACAUAUAAUGCGAUUUCUGUGGUAGGAUGAGAACUCCGGUGUCACGCUUCAGGGACGUCGAGAGGCAGUCCAACACCCUGCAGCCCGCUCCGUGUCUUCCACCCUGUCAUGAGCAGCCGAACACAAUGUGGUUCAUCAAGGAUGCCUGCGGCAUCGUGUGCGCGGUCAUCACCUGGUUUCUCGUCUUCUUCGCCGAUUUCGUGGUCUUGUUCGUCAUGCUCAUUCCAUCCAAGAACCUGACCUACAGCCUUGUGAAUGGCACCCUGUUCAACAGCCUGGCUUUCCUCGCCCUGGCGUCUCAUUUCAGGGCCAUGUGCACUGACCCGGGAGCCGUGCCAAAGGGAAACGCCACUAAAGAGUACAUCGAGAGCUUACAGCUGAAGCCAGGCCAGGUGGUUUACAAAUGUCCCAAAUGCUGCAGUAUUAAACCUGAUAGAGCUCACCACUGCAGUGUCUGCAAGCGCUGCAUACGGAAGAUGGACCAUCACUGUCCUUGGGUAAACAAUUGUGUCGGGGAAAGUAACCAGAAGUACUUUGUGCUUUUCACAAUGUACAUUUCUCUCACCUCUCUGCACACCCUAGUCAUGGUGGUUCUUCAUUUCCUCUACUGUUUUGAAGAUGACUGGACAAAGUGCAGUUCCUUCUCCCCCCCGGCCACUGUCAUCCUCCUCAUCCUCCUGUGCUUUGAGGGCCUCCUCUUCCUCAUCUUCACCUCUGUGAUGUUUGGCACCCAAAUCCAUUCCAUCUGCACAGAUGAGACGGGCAUAGAGCAGUUGAAAAAGGAAGAGAGAAGAUGGUCUAAAAAAACAAAAUGGAUGAACAUGAAGGCGGUAUUCGGACACCCCUUCUCAAUAGCAUGGGUUAGCCCGUUUUCAACGCCCGAACACGGGAAAGCCGAUCCGUAUCAGUAUGUGGUCUGAGUUCAGGAAGCUUUAAGCUAGAGACUGGAGUGCACUUGGAUCCCUCACAUAAACUAAUGCCUCAGCGUCUUUUCAUGUGUUUGUAUUCUAGACCAUUUACCUAAAUCACCUCAUUUUUCUUUUCUUCUUUUAGGGAACAAAUGGUUGUGCAUCCAAUGAUUCUUUCCUAUUUAAAAAGAAAGUUGAAGCUUUACAUUAAUCAUGUUGUAAUCUCUCUAGCAUUUCUGCCUGGCUACGCUGAAAUGAAGACGAAUGAUGGUGGAAAUAAUAGAAGCCAUACAUUUCCUAUUGUUAUCUCUCUAGAAGUUUUCAAAAUGAUGACAUUACUUUUGAAUUACUUGGAAACUUAAAUUUUUGUCCCUUCCUAUAACUUGCCAUGGUAACUAAUGUGAGAGAACUGAUAACCGUUCACAAAAUGAUAUAUUACGCUUAAAGUAUAUUACAAAUAAAAACAGGCUUUUACAUGAUUUGGGCCACUUUUGAAACUAAUGAUAAUCUUUAUUAUAAUCUAAUAUUAUAAUAAGAUUUUAUCACUUAAAAAAGGUGUCAAUUUCUCCACUUACUUUACGCUCUUUAUGAUACAGUAUAUACAGUCUAUUAUACAUUUGGGGAUGGUUUACGUGGUUUGAAAUGAUGAUUAAGGGUGAGGAAAUUGUGUGAAGUACAUCUAUAUACAGGGAUAUUGUGGAUAUAUUCUCUGGUUUACUCCAUGUUACUCCAUUGUUUUAGUUAUUUCAGAUAUUUUAAAUUUGAUGAAUGUACAUUUUUGUUAUGAAUGAAAGACAUGAUUUUCAAGUGUAUAUAAAAGACAAUCGUUCUUUUGACAAUGGGUGAAUUAAAAACAUGAAAAGCCUUGGA
Molecule: messenger RNA, 1913 nt
Organism: Triplophysa dalaica
Lineage: Eukaryota; Metazoa; Chordata; Actinopteri; Cypriniformes; Nemacheilidae
Gene: zdhhc3a
Product: zinc finger DHHC-type palmitoyltransferase 3a
Exons: 7
Coding region: 162-1055 (297 amino acids)
Biological process (GO): protein targeting to membrane; peptidyl-L-cysteine S-palmitoylation
Cellular component (GO): Golgi apparatus; endoplasmic reticulum
Molecular function (GO): protein-cysteine S-palmitoyltransferase activity
Source: RefSeq, a predicted model, not a curated record